GGAAGUCACAACACGGCUGGUGACUUCUGGACAGUGAUACAUGGCGCCGUUUACGACAUGUCCCGUUUUGCGCCAUUUCAUCCUGGCGGCCCGAUUAUCAUGUUGGCUGCAGGGACUGACUGCACAGUGAUGUUCGAGCAGUACCAUCUGCGCAGCCAGGCAGCCUUAGACAAAGUCGCAGGCUGCAAGGUCGCCGCUCUCAAGGGCAAGUCUCCCGCCAUGGGCCCCAUGUUCAUUGAGCUCCAACGUCGCGUUGCAGAAAGACUGAGCGGAGAACCAAAGCGGCCUCGCAGCGUGCAAGUUUUGUUCCUUUUGGAUGUGAUAGCAGCUGUGCUUGCGCUGUGCUGGUCAGUCCGUGCAAGUGCUACCACACCGACUUGGCAACUUCUUUCAGCUCCACUCGCCAUUCAGCUCCUGUUAUUGCGACUAUUCGGACAGGCGCAUGCCCUCGGCCACAUGCAGAUCUGGCCCGCACCGACUGACAUUUUGGCGACGCUUGCUGACAGCGAUUGGGAGUCCUGGCAUCGGCCUGGCGACGGUCCCGGAGUCCAGCGAAAACCCGCGCAAGAUGCUGAACGAAGCGCACGUUGCGGCGCAGUUCGAGUUCCCAGAUGGGCGUGGACCGUGCGAGCACCAGUCCGUUCACCACGUUCGCGGUGCCGAGCUUGAGCACGACCAGUGCUACAAGGUCUGUUCAAUGGGCGGGCUGUUGAGGAUCGGCGGGCGCCAGACCUACCUGACGGUGAACACAUUCCAGCGUUUUCGAUGGUACCGGAUUUUGGCUGGCGUGUUUUCGGAUUGCAUGUUGCCUGCCGUGGCCGUCAUCGAGCGCGUCGCCUUUCUCUCGCACUCUUGGGUACCGCAAGCCCAUUGGGUCGAGAUCGGGGUUUGCACGUUGGGGAUUCUCGCGUCAUGCGCGUUUCUCAGGGCAUCCUUGCUGCUGUUCGCGAAAGGCAUGGGAGGAGUGUGCUGCUUCGCAUGCGCGCAGUUUCUCAAGCAGCACCUUGUUGCAUCCAAUGCCGAGCUUUUUUUCGCACAGCACGUGUGGGACCGCGAAGUUGGCGAAGAAGAGGUGAACCAAGAUUGGGGCAAGCACAACGCUGAGACGUCGGUGUCUCUGAGGGGCAUGGAGAGCCAUCCCGCGUGCUGGGGAAUGCCGUGGAUGGCAGGAGCCAAUCCGUCAACUCUGACGUAUCAUCUCGAACACACGUUGUUCCCUGGCGUGGCCUAUGCGAACUUGCCCAAGAUCGCAAGGAUCGUGGAGACCACUUGCGCCGAGUUCGGCGUCGGGUGCGACGUGCUGGUCGGCGGAUCCCAGUUGCGUCGGAGAUGGACGACUAAGCUCACCCACUACGCCACUGAUCAGACGAAGGCUGUGGGCAUUUCGAGUAUUGUAGACGCUGCUCGAGAGUUGUUUCAAUUUGUGUUUUACCUGCUCACAGGCAGGUGACAGAAGUCGCGUCUGGCGAAUUCAGUGUCAUCGCUGGCGUCGCUCAAUCUACUUGGUGUUGUUUGCUCUACCUUGUUGUCCUCUCGAGCCACCAAACUUUCAGGUCCUUGCGAAAAGCCAACAAGUACGGGGAUCAAAGCGUCUCGUCGGUUGUUGCAGGGACAGAAGCCUAAAGGGCUUCUCGAAUGGCCCGUGGGACAACUUGCCCAUUUAAGAACGCAGGUUGCGACCCGCUGUGGCCUUCCACGAGAGAAGAUAAUCUCGUGAGUCAUUUUCAGAAGGGCCCUGGCGCGCAGGGAGCCCACCUUCUAGUGCAGGUCAAUAGGUCAAUAGGAG
Molecule: messenger RNA, 1786 nt
Organism: Prorocentrum cordatum
Lineage: Eukaryota; Dinophyceae; Prorocentrales; Prorocentraceae
Source: the annotation of a GenBank genome assembly